AUGGAGAUCCCCACAGCACUUGGGCUCCUGGUAGAGCUCUUGACUCUGUUAUCCUGUCUCGGAUGCGUGGAGGCUUUCCUGGGAUCCCAGCCCAACCAAAACCAUUUGCAGAGUGCAGCGCCCGGCGUGUGUGGAGCCGGACCCCUGGGGUAUUACAACGGCUCACUGGCGGUGACGGAGGCCGGGGCAGAGUGCCUCAGCUGGGCAGAGUUCCCCGAUUACGUUCAGCAGUACCCAGACCGUGGCUUGGGGGACCACAACCACUGCAGGAACCCGGAUGGGGGAACUACACCCUGGUGCUUCUACCGGCUCACGUCGGGGGCCGUCGGCUGGGCCAACUGCGACUGUAACCAAGGCGCUGUGCGGCUGGCUGAAGAUAGCAGUGAGAAGCUGUACUUCAGAGGACUCUGGGGCACCAUCUGCGCCGACCACUGGACUGACUGGGAUGCCAGUGUCGUCUGCAGGCAGCUAGGUCUCAGUGAGAUCGGCACAGCUGGGAAGAAGACUCACCCCGGACCGUGGCCUGUUCCCCUGCACCUGCAGUCAGCGAACUGCCACGGGGAUGAGAAAGCCCUGCUGCAGUGUGGCUACCGGGAAGCGGUGCCUGGAGCUUGUAACCAGGGCAGUGCCAUGGUAACCUGUGUCCCUCCAGAAGGUGUAGGUGCCCCGCUGCGUUUAGUUGGGGGAAAGGAGAGCUUUGAAGGGCGAGUGGAGGUUUACCAUGACGGCAAGUGGGGUACCAUCUGUGACGACCAGUGGGACGACCGGGAUGCUGAAGUCGUUUGUAGGCAGCUGGGACUCAGCGGGAACCCGAAAGCCUUGUCGUGGGCCCACUACGGGCGGGGAACUGGCCCAAUCCUGCUGGAUGAAGUAGAGUGCUCGGGCAAUGAACUCUCGCUUGACCAGUGCAAGAAGAGCGACUGGGGACAGCAGAACUGUGACCACAUUGAAGACGCUGGGGUCUCCUGUGACCCUUUCACAGAGGGCACCGUCAGGCUGGCCGGCGGCCGCGGCCCCAACGAAGGCAGGGUGGAAGUGUAUUACAAUGGAGACUGGGGCACAGUGUGCGAUGAUGGCUGGACAGACCUCAGUGCCCAGGUGGUCUGCAGGCAGCUGGGCUUCAGCGGUCCCGCGACCGUGGCCUCUGAAGGGGACUACGCUGCUGGCCAAGGCUUUAUCUUACUGGAUGAUGUGGCAUGCGUGGGGACAGAGCUGUCCCUCCUGGACUGUCCCCACAGCAACUGGGGGCAGCACGACUGCUCGCAUGCCGAGGACGUGGGAGUCCGCUGCUCGCCCGAGAGCAACAUGGCCAGGGACGGCAGCCUGGGGCCUCCUGUGCGGCUGGUGGAUGGAGAAAGCCCCAAGGAGGGGCGGGUGGAGGUAUUCCUCCAUGGGCAGUGGGGCAGCGUCUGUGAUGGUGGCUGGACAGACAGAGACGCUGCUGUGGUUUGCAGGCAGCUGGGCUUCGGUGGUACAGCAAAAGCCAGGGCAAUGGCUUAUUUUGGCGAAGGCCAUGGGCCCAUCCACCUGGACAACGUGGAAUGCAGCGGCACAGAGCACACCCUGGGGCAGUGUGUCAGGCCCAACGCUGGGAUUCACAGCUGCUGGCACAGUGAAGAUGCUGGUGUGAUCUGUGACUAUGUGGAAGAGAAGGUCCAAGACAUCAGAACAGGUCCAGAGUCUGGUGUGUGCGGGAUGCGCCUGCUUCACCGUCGCAAGAAAAGGAUCAUAGGUGGAAACAAGUCUCUCAGAGGCAGUUGGCCAUGGCAGGCCUCACUACGGUUGAAGGGUUUUCGCCGAGAUACUCGACUGCUGUGCGGAGCAACACUGAUCAGCAGCUGCUGGGUGGUGACUGCAGCCCACUGUUUCAAAAGAUUUGGUGUUGAUGUGCGUCGCUACCUGCUGCGGGUGGGCGAUUACCACACAGGCGUGAAGGACGAGUUUGAGCGGGAGUUGCCCGUGGAGCGGAUCGUCCUGCAUAGGAACUACUGGGCGGGCAGCAAUGAUAACGACAUCGCCCUGGUCCGGGUGCGGGGCAGAGAGGGGCACUGCCUCUCCUUUAAUCGCCACGUUCUGCCUGUCUGCCUGCCCGACAGGAAAGAGAAGGCGGACGUCGACAGGCGAGCCUGCAUCAUCUCCGGCUGGGGAGACACAGGGAAGUCCUAUUCGAGAACCCUGCUGCAGGGGGUCGUGCCUCUUCUCCCAAGGGAAGACUGCGAGGUCCGCUACGGGCAGAAGUUCACCAACCGCAUGAUUUGUGCGGGGAACCUCUCUGAGGACAAACGGGUGGACAGCUGCCAAGGGGACAGCGGAGGGCCGCUCACGUGCCAGAGCUCGAGCGGGCGCUGGAUCAUUUUGGGGAUCACUUCCUGGGGUUAUGGCUGCGGUCGGAAGGACUCCCCCGGUGUCUACACAAAGGUCAGCAAAUACGUACCCUGGAUCAAGAAAGUGACCAAGCUACAAUGAGAACCUCUGAGCUCCAGGAACUUCGAGACAUGGUCCUUUUGCCCUGCAGCAGCAGGAGUCUGUGGCUUCUGGCCUGUGACUGAGUGGUGGAGAUUUAUUUUGUCAUUGGACACUGGGAAAAGACUUUAACGUAGAACUGGGAGAAAACCAGUUAUGGCUGAUUCAUGUGGUUUCACUGUAGUCCAUAAUCUCUGAGCAGAGCAAGCACGUGCACGCCGGUAAGA
Molecule: messenger RNA, 2690 nt
Organism: Opisthocomus hoazin
Lineage: Eukaryota; Metazoa; Chordata; Aves; Opisthocomiformes; Opisthocomidae
Source: RefSeq, a predicted model, not a curated record